GCGGCCGUUGCACGCUAACGUCUUUGACAACGACCUGUCCUACGCCUCCUCAGCUCCCUCUCUCUCUCUCUCAGCUCGAUCGUGGGGAAUUCUCUGAUUCUCCUUUUUGUUCUGUCAGGAAGUUUGUCUUUUGCCAUGGGGCAUCCGCUGAGAAUCUUGACGAUUUCGAAAUCUUGAGCUAAAAGCCGACGCAGCUCUUAUCCCAAUUCUUAUCCUUUUUUCUUGUUUACAGCAGAUUUUGAUCUGAAAUUUGGAUUCUGAGAGUAUUUUUGACACAAUGCCUGGAGAAGUGGCUUCCGUUCGAGAAGACGGGAAGGGCAAAAGUGGUUGUGAUUCCGAGACUGCGUCGGAGGACGAGAGGCGAAGUGUUCGGGGUAGAUCUCUGAAGAAAAAGGCAAUGAGUGCUUCCACGAAGUUCUCACAAUCCCUCAAGAAACGCGGGAAACGGGUGGUAGCCGAUUGCCGAUUCGCAUCGAUCUCGAUCCACGAUGUCCGGGACCCCAAGGAAGAAGUUGCUGUUAACGCAUUCCGAGAUGCAUUGCUUGCGAAAGAUCUGCUCCCGCCUCGCCACGAUGAUUACCACACUUUGCUGCGGUUUCUAAAGGCAAGAAAGUUUGAUAUGGAUAAAACUUUCCAUAUGUGGGCUGAAAUGAUUAACUGGAGGAAAGAGAAUGGAGUAGAUUCUUUGUUACAGGAUUUUGUAUAUCAUGAAUAUGAAGAAGUUCAGUGUUGGUAUCCACAUGGUUACCAUGGUGUAGACAGAGGGGGACGACCUGUUUAUAUUGAAAGGCUUGGCAAAAUUGAACCUAGCAAGCUGAUGAAUAUCACCACGGUGGACCGGUUUUUGAAAUAUCAUGUUCAGGGGUUUGAGAAGGUCUUCAGUCAGAAGUUCCCUGCAUGUUCUAUUGCUGCCAGGAGACACAUAGAUUCCACAACAACAAUACUUGAUGUGCACGGUCUGAACUGGGUAAACUUUGGCAAGGUUGCCCAUGAUCUUGUUACGCGCAUGCAGAAAAUUGAUGGGGAUAACUAUCCUGAGACAUUACAUCAGAUGUUCAUUGUUAAUGCUGGUAGUGGGUUCAAAUUACUAUGGAAUACAGCAAAAGGUUUUCUAGACCCCAGGACUACAGCAAAGAUACAUGUUUUAGGCAACAAAUACCAAAAUAAGUUGUUAGAGGCAAUAGACGCAAGCCAGCUACCAGAUUUUCUCGGUGGAAGUUGCUCAUGCCAGAAUGAAGGCGGGUGUCUUAGAUCUGACAAGGGGCCUUGGAGUGAUUCAAAAAUAAUGAAACUGGUUCAUGCUGGCGAAGCAAUGUUUUCGAGAGGGAUUAAAAGGUCCUGUGACUUUAACGAUUCAGAGGUCAGCUUAUCAGCCUCCAAGGUUGCAUGUAGUGAAAUAUCUUUUGCUACCUCAGGAUUGGACAUGCCGCCAAGUGCUUCUGGCUUCAGGCAGUUGGCGCCACGUUGUCACGAAAUGAAUGUUCUGAAACGAAGGUUGGGCGACCCGGCAUCUAGCUGCAACUUAGUUGAACCAGUAAGGGUCGAAAAUACCAGUUCAACAAGUGAUCCAACCAACAACAGUACCCAUAGAAAGCCGUUGAAGAAGUUCAUUCCAUAUUUAACAAAUUUAAUGUUUCAUGUCACAUUGAAGAUGUUAGCAUGUGUAUAUCUAGUACUACCUGCGUUGCAAAGAGUUUUUGCAGUUCGGCAUCCAGACGAACAGUUAGUAACACAUAGCAAGCCCCAUUUUUCUGAUUCAAGAUCUCAAGAGCAGCUCAAUUCACUUUUAAUCAAAGAGGAUCCGCUCUGGCAAAGGCUGCAACAUUUAGAAAAAUUGGUAAACGAGCUGGUUGACAAACCUACAAAAAUUCCUCCAGAGAAGGAGGAUAUGCUUCAGGAAUCUUUAAUUCGUAUUAAAUCAAUUGAAUAUGACUUGCAGAAGACAAAGAAAGCACUGCUUGCAACUGCAUCAAAGCAAGUGGAGCUUGCUGACUCACUGGAAAGUUUAAAGGUGACCAGCUUAACGCGGCAGGGGACAAGCUCUUGUUGGCCAAGAAAUAAAUCUUAUACGCCAGGAAGAUGAAUAAAUUGUUUCGUGACACAGCUUUGCCGAAGCUGCUGCUCCCUAUUGACUCUCAAAAUUGCACCAACUUCCGCAGAGUUCUAUCGGCAGACUCGAAGCUUCUCAUUUUAGGUGACUGUCACUCCAACAUUUUUUAGGCAAGCCACACUCUCUCUCAUUUCCAACUUUCUCAGAUUUCUUUGCGUUUGUGGCCAGUUGAAUGUAGUUAUCCACCAAGCAGAGAAAAGAGCAAAGCCAUCGAAUCCAGUUCUCUUAAGAUAGACAUAGGCAUUCCUGUACAUAAUACUUUAUACAAAUAUAUUACUCUGGACUGGUAUUACAAUGUGAUACUGAUUACUUGACUAACUUGUAUUCAACACCAGCUGCACAUUUACAAAAGCAGAGGCUGUGUGGCCCCCAGCACCUUUCAUUGAAAGAUUUCCCUCUUGACUUUGGUAAACCUGCUUUGUCUUGGAAUUCUAAUGAAUGGUGUUUAAGAAAUGAUUCGAUUUAAUAACCGUGUGG
Juglans regia (Persian walnut) is the source of this 2587-nucleotide messenger RNA. RefSeq names its product phosphatidylinositol/phosphatidylcholine transfer protein SFH9-like. The coding region runs from base 278 to 2083 and encodes 601 amino acids. NCBI's taxonomy places the organism in Eukaryota, Viridiplantae, Streptophyta, Magnoliopsida, Fagales, Juglandaceae. The record is from RefSeq and is a predicted model, not a curated record. The transcript has 14 exons.